Messenger RNA from Balaenoptera ricei (Rice's whale), 4326 nucleotides. RefSeq names its product RPGRIP1 like (gene RPGRIP1L). Gene Ontology annotation, cellular component: photoreceptor connecting cilium. Gene Ontology annotation, molecular function: thromboxane A2 receptor binding. The record is from RefSeq and is a predicted model, not a curated record. NCBI's taxonomy places the organism in Eukaryota, Metazoa, Chordata, Mammalia, Artiodactyla, Balaenopteridae. Gene Ontology annotation, biological process: non-motile cilium assembly; retinal rod cell development. The transcript is spliced from 26 exons. The coding region runs from base 62 to 3868 and encodes 1268 amino acids.
CCACACGCCGUCGGCGCUAUAGCAACGGUAGCUAGCGGCGGGGAGAGAGUGGCGAUACGCAAUGUCUGGUCCAACUGAUGAGACUGCAGGAGACCUGCCUGUGAAAGAUACAGGUCUAAAUCUCUUUGGAAUGGGAGGGUUACAAGAAACUUCAACAACACGGACAAUGAAGUCUCGCCAGGCAGUGUCACGUAUCAGUCGUGAGGAACUGGAAGACAGAUUUUUGCGUUUGCAUGAUGAGAACAUUUUACUUAAACAGCAUGCCCGCAAGCAAGAGGAUAAAAUUAAAAGAAUGGCCACCAAGUUAAUACGGCUAGUUAAUGACAAGAAAAGAUAUGAACGGGUUGGUGGCGGCCCCAAGCGGCUGGGAAGAGAUGUGGAAAUGGAAGAAAUGAUUGAGCGGCUGCAAGAGAAAGUUCAUGAGCUUGAAAGACAAAACGAAGUCCUCAAAAACAGACUAAUUUCAACCAAACAGCAACUUCAGAUCCAGGGUCACAGGCAAACUCCAUACAGUUAUGUGCAAUCUCGCGUUAACACUGGGCGUAGAAAAGUGAAUGAAUAUGCAGGCUUACAGGAAUGCCCCAGGAAAGGUAUUAAAUUCCAAGAUACAGAUGUAGCGGAAACUCUGCAACCCAUGCCUACAAAACAUGGCAACAGUUUACUCGAAGAAGCCAGAGGAGAAAUAAGAAAUUUAGAAAAUGUUAUUCAGUCACAGAGAGGCCAGAUAGAAGAGUUAGAGCACUUGGCUGAGAUCCUGAAAACUCAGUUGAGGAGAAAAGAAAAUGAAAUUGAGUUAUCUCUUCUUCAGCUUCGAGAACAGCAGGCUACAGAUCAAAGGUCAAACAUUCGGGACAACGUAGAAAUGAUUAAGCUUCAUAAGCAACUAGUGGAGAAAAGCAAUGCUCUUUCAGUAAUGGAAGGAAAAUUUAUUCAGCUUCAAGAGAAGCAAAAAACUCUCCGGAUCAGCCAUGAUGCCUUGAUGGCAAAUGGAGAUCAGCUAAACAUGCAGCUUAAAGAGCAGCGUUUAAAAUGCUGCAGUCUUGAGAAGCAGUUACGUUCCAUGACAUUUUCUGAAAGAAGAAUAGAAGAGCUGCAGGAUAGAAUUAACGAUUUAGAAAAGGAACGGGAACUUUUAAAGGAAAACUAUGAUAAACUUUAUAACAGUGCCUUCAGUGCUGCCCAUGAAGAGCAAUGGAAGCUAAAGGAACAGCAGCUGAAAGUACAGAUUGCUCAACUCGAGACUGCCUUAAAAUCCGAUUUAGCAGACAAAACUGAAAUCCUUGACAGAUUAAAAACUGAAAGAGACCAAAAUGAGAAAAUCAUUCAAGAAAAUAGAGAACUACAGUUACAGUACCUGGAACAAAAGCAACAACUUGAUGAACUUAAAAACCGCAUGAAGUUUUACAACCAGGAGAGUGAUAUUAAUGCUGAUGAAUUGAGUGAAGCUCUCCUGCUUAUAAAGGCUCAAAAAUCACAAAAAAAUGGAGACCUUUCUUUUUUAGAGAAAGUAGACAGUAAAAUUAAUAAAGAUCUAGAACGCUCCAUGAAAGAGCUGCAAGCAACUCAUGCAGAAACAGUGCAAGAGCUUGAAAAGACAAGAAACAUGCUAAUUAUGCAACAUAAAAUUAAUAAAGAUUAUCAGAUGGAAGUUGAGGCAGUGACCCAGAAGAUGGAAAAUUUGCAGCAAGAUUAUGAACUCAGAGUGGAACAGUAUGUCCACCUUCUUGAUAUCAGGGCUGCACGCAUCCAGAAACUAGAAGCCCAAUUAAAGGAUAUUGCGUAUGGCACCAAGCAGUACAAAUUUAAACCAGAAAUCAUGCCAGAUGACUCCGUUGAUGAGUUUGAUGAAACCAUUCACUUAGAACGAGGCGAAAACCUACUUGAAAUCCAUAUCAACAAAGUAACCUUUUCUUCUGAAGUUUUACAGGCAUCUGGAGAUAAAGAGCCUGUCACCUUCUGUACCUAUGCUUUCUAUGAUUUUGAACUACAGACAACUCCCAUAGUGCGGGGCCUUCACCCAGAAUAUAACUUUACUUCUCAAUAUCUCGUUCAUGUUAAUGACUUAUUCUUACAAUACAUUCAGAAAAAUACUAUUACUCUUGAGGUCCACCAGGCUUACAGCACAGAUUAUGAAACAAUCGCGGCAUGUCAAUUGAGAUUCCAUGAAAUUCUAGAAAAAAGCGGUCGAAUAUUUUGCACAGCAAGUUUGGUUGGAACUAAAGGAGACAUCCCCAAUUUUGGCACAGUGGAAUACUGGUUCCGAUUAAGAGUUCCCAUGGAUCAAGCAAUUCGACUUUAUCGAGAACGGGCAAAGGCUUUGGGAUAUAUAACAUCAAAUUUUAAGGGGCCAGAGCAAAUGCAAUGGUUAAGUCAGCAAGCACCCAAAACUGCUCAGCUCGGUUCUACUGAUUCCACAGAUGGCAACUUAAAUGAACUUCAUGUUACAGUAAGAUGCUGCAGCCACCUGCAGUCCCGAGCAAGCCACCUUCAGCCACACCCAUAUGUUGUGUACAAGUUUUCUGACUUUGCAGACCAUGACACAGCCAUCAUUCCCAGUAGCAGUGAUCCACAGUUUGAUGAUCAUAUGUGUUUCCCAGUGCCAAUGAAUAUGGAUUUGGAUCGAUACCUUAAGUCAGAGUCUCUGAGUUUUUAUGUGUUUGAUGAUAGUGAUACCCAGGAGGAUAUUUACAUAGGAAAAGUCAAUGUGCCUCUGAUUUCAUUGGCACAUGACAGGUGUAUUUCAGGAAUAUUUGAGUUAACAGAUCAUAAAAAGCAUCCUGCAGGAAGCAUCCAUGUUAUAUUGAAAUGGAAAUUUGCUUACCUUCCACCAAGUGGAUCCAUAACAACUGAAGACUUAGGGAAUUUCAUACACAAAGAAGAGUCUGAAGUUGUUCAAAGACUACCUCCAACAUCCUCUGUUAGCACGCUAGUAGCACCAACACCUAAGCCAAGACGUUUAACACCUAAAGAUAAGAAGGUAUCUUUUGUGGAUAUCACACCACAUCAGCGUUCUGAGACCUGUACUCCUCCUGAAGAUACAAAGGAAAUUUCACCAGAAGUGGAACAUACGCCAGAAAUAGAAAUUAAUAUGCCAACUGUUUCACAUAUUCCUGAGGUUUCUCAGGAAAGUAGUGUAGAUAAGGUAAAAGAGAAUACAGAGAAAGUGCAACAAGGAAAAGAUGAUGAUGUGUCUUUACUCUCUGAGGGUCAGCUUGCAGAACGAACUUUGACUUCUUCUGAAGAUGAAACAGAAAUAACUGAAGAACUGGAACCAGAAGAUGAAGAAGACAGAUCAGCUUCUGACAGUGAUGAGUGUAUUAUUCCAGGUCCUAUCGCCAAGAGCAUCAAACAGCCAUCAGAAAAAAUUCGGAUUGAGAUCAUAGCUCUAAGCCUUAAUGAUUCUCCAGUAACUGCAGAUGAUACUAUCCAGCGACUAUUCAUUGAGUGCCGAUUCUACAGUCUUCCUGCUGAAGAGACACCUGUGUCACUUCCAAAACCCAAGAGUGGGCAGUGGGUCUACUAUAACUAUAGCAAUGUGAUCUACGUGGAUAAAGAAAACAACCAAGCCAAGAGAGACAUCUUAAAAGCUAUACUACUUAAACAAGAGAUGCCUAACAGAAGCGUUCGCUUCACUGUGGUCAGUGACCCUCCAGAGGAUGAGCAGGAUCUGGAGUGUGAGGACAUCGGCAUUGCUAACGUUGACCUCGCUGACAUGUUUCGGGAAGGGAGAGACAUCAUCGAGCAAAGUAUUGAUGUUUUGGACGCUCGAGCAGAUGGUGGAGGUAUUGGCAAGCUCAGGGUAACUGUCGAAGCACUCCAUGCCCUACGGUCUGUCUACGAGCAAUACAGAGAUGACUUGGAGGCUUGAAAGAAACUGCUCCAGAGGCAUCUCCUACUCCUGAGUAAAUGCUCACAUGAAAGCACUUAGAUGAGAUUUUCGUAAUUACUCUGGUGUAUGUAAUCUAUAAUUCAUGGGAAGCUGGGAGGGGGGAGGCCUGGGUUUGAAGUGUUCAACUUUUGUAUACUUUUUCCAUUUGUUUAUUUUUCUAUUCCCUCCUUCCCAUGACUGCCACCCCCUCAGGACUUAAGUUCUGCACAGCGGGCAACACCUUCUCAAUAAUUUAUACCUACAUGAUAACAUGAGAAAGUCUAUUUGCAUUUUCAACAUUUUCUUAUGAAGAACUGAAAUGCAAUUCCCAUUUUUAUUUUUAAUAAGCAAAAAGCAUAAAUCUUAGAAAACCUAUGAAAAAGAAAUACUUUUAUGUUAUCCCUAAUUGUCCCACUAAAUGGAAUGUGUAUUAUUAGCCUCAUUAAGAGUUUUGCACU